GAACGCCCGCGCGCCGAGGACGCCCGAGCCGCCGUGGGCCCGUAACGGGUCCUUCAGGAUUGCUUGCGCGGCGCCCUUCGCAGGCGCGACGAAGUUCUUGACGAUUCGAAAGUUCACCUCCGCCGCUCCCCCGCGUUCGAGUUGCUGUACCUCGGGUAAUUCAGUUUGAAAUUGGGCAUGUUUUACGGGGCGAACGGCUGAGCUCCUUCCCCGGAGAUAAAAGGCUGCACACUUGUAUCCGAGAGCUAGUGAAGUGCCACUCUAGCCUUGACAGUCCGCAGAGGCAGCGCUGUGCAUGCUCUCUGGUCCAUAAAGCUGCCCCACGUCAGAUAAAUACCUCACACAAUGGGCAGCCAGCAAUCCGUCGCCGGCGAGCUCCAGGGGCUCCACGAGAAGUGCGUCGACGCGCUGGCAGAGCCGAGCAAGGGUGCCCAAGAUGCCGCCCGGCUGCGGGCCUUGCUCGGCGACGUCCUCACCGCGAUCGGCCGCCUCCAAGGCGUCGAAUCCGACGACGAGGCUCUGAGAACCUCUGAUGGGGUCUCUGAGAACCUAGAUCUCGGCAACGACGAUGAGGGGGACGAGGACGAGGACGACGCUGUCGACGAGCUAGCGCCCGUGGAUGCUGAUGCGGUAAUACGCCGCGGCGAGGUGUGGUCGGACCCUGUGAGGAAAUCAACCGUGAGCCAUGGCGCCUGAAAUAUUGCGUGGACCUUUGUGGACCUCCUCGCCAUCGAACCGACGCGGUCACAGCGACAACGUCGCGUCGAUGGCCUGAGAACUCCACGCCAUCGAGCAGACGCAGCUACGGAGACAACAUCGCGUCGAUGAGGUGGGGCGCCUGAAAUUUGUUUUCCAUACAGGUCGGACCCGACGUUUCCCGCGAACGAAGCUUCGCUCGGCUUGCGGGACGACGUCGACGAGGGACGGGGUCCUGAGUCUCGGGGCUGGGGCGGCGUCGCUUGGGAGCGGUGCGGGGAGCUCUUCAAACAAUGUAGGCUGUUUAAGAACGCACCGUCGCCGUUUGACGUCGCCCAAGGCGGCCUCGGGGACUGUUAUCUCCUGUGCGGAAAUCAAAUUUACGGCGCGUUCGUCCUAAAUCGCGCGUCGACCUCCACGCCAUCGACGCGGCACUUGCUCGAUGGAGUGGCGGUGUCGGUUCCUCACCGCUCGACGGAACCAGCGCGGCCACGUCAUCGCCGAGAAAUGACUUAGCGAAGAAUUAUUGGGUGCACCCGACGCACUGGUUGAUUUCCACACAGGUUAUCUCCUCUCGGCUCUGUGCGUGCUGGCUGAGAGGCCGGCGAGGAUUUACAAGCUCUUCGAGACGACGGAGUUGAAUACCGCGGGCCUCGUCGGUGCACGACUCUACCUGCACGGCGAGGAGAGACUCGUGUUGGUCUGUGCGGAAAUCAAAUUUACGGCGCCUUCGUCAUGAAUCGCCGCGUCGACCUCCACGCCAUCGACGCGACGCCUGCUCGAUGGCGUGGCGAUGUCGGUUCCUCACCGCUCGACGGAGCCAGCGCGGCCACGUCAUCGCCGAGAAAUGACUUAGUGAAGAAUUAUCGUGCACCCGACGCACUGGUUGAUUUCCACACAGGUGUUGGUCGACGACCAGCUGCCGACGCGGGGCGACAAUCUGUUCUUCGCGCGCUCGCGCACGGAGGGGGAGAUGUGGGUUUCGAUGUUCGAAAAAGCCUUCGCCAAGGCCUACGGCUCCUACGCGAACAUCGAAAUGGGGUCGACCGCGCGCACUCUGGAGACGCUCACCGGCGCUCCGUCGACAACAACAACAAUCCGCGGCCGCGACGCGGCGGCGGCGACCGCAAUGUUCGAGACGAUAGACGGGGCGCUAAAAAGGCGCCACGUCGUCUGCCUGGGAAUGGGAGAUCACCCGCAAGAUCUGCAGCGGCUGGUGGGGAUCGUCGAGAAGCACGCCUACGCCUGCCUAGGCUCCGCAGAAGUCCAGGGCGAGCGGCUCGUGAGGAUACGGAACCCCUGGGCGGACGGCACGGAGUACCGUGGGAAAUGGUCCGACGACAGCGAAGAGUGGACGCCCGAAUUGCGGCGGGACCUGGAUCACGGCGUCGCCGCCGACGGUGUGUUCUGGAUGGCGAUCGAAGAUGUGGUCGGCCUGUUCGAUGAUGUCGUGGUAUGUGCUGUGGACGACCACGCUCACUACUGUCACUCGCCGCGCGCGGCGUUGCCGGACGCCAAGACGCGGUUGCUAGCUUUCGAGCUGCGGCCGCUGCGUACGGCCCACGUCGUGGUCACGUGUCGCCAGCCGGACACACGCGACGACGACGCCGCAACCGGCUACCACGCCGUGCGCGCGGCCGUCUACCGCUUGCCCGAUGCAAACUCGCCUGCUGCAAAGCGCGUCGGCGCGUCGGGUGGCGAAGACCACACUUACCUGGUGGCCCGUGACGUCGUCGCCGCUGACGCCACGCUACACGCGAAUCGAUCGUACAUUGUCGUUGUCGAGACGUUCGAAGAUCGCGAGCGGCUAGGUCCAUUGGAUGGGACGUGUGUUGUUUCGACGUACGGUGGCGCGACCUGCGCCAUCGCCCCGCUCGCGCCAAAACAGGGGGACCUCGCGCAAGCGACGUGCGCCCUGGCGUUCACGCGCUUCGCCAAGGACGCGCGCGAGUCGAACUACGGCGACGACGCGCCCAGCGUGACGCUGCGCACCUGGUCACGCCGCGGAGAGAGCCUGUACACCAUGCUCUACGCCAACGCGUCGGAGGGCCUGGUUCUCAAGGAAAGGGUUACAUUCGAGCUCGAGAACUGUCAAGUCUACCGCGCCACGCUCGACGCCGACGGCGACGCCGUCGUCGCGCUCACCGCCGUCGACCCAACCGUCAAGGUGACGUUGGCGCCCGGCGCGGCGACGCUGCUCCUCAUCCGCAAGUCACCGGACGCGCAGUCGUUCGGCUACAACUACCGCCGAGCGUACUCGAUUCGCGGGCGGUAGAAUGCUAAACAGACUUAAGCUCGGCCCUAGGCGGAUAGCCCGCCCGAAAAUUGGGGUCGAUGCUCCGCGCGACGAGCGGCGUGUCGGGCCAGAGUUCCGGAUCCGCCGGCGCCUCGGCGAGAGCUGGCGCGGCCUCCGCCGGCAUCGGCGGCGCGGCGACAGGUGCGUCCGCCGCGGGCAGCAGGUCGAGCCCGUAAUCAUGGAUCAGCUCAGCGAACCAAGACUGGAGCUGGUCGAACUCGAGGAAGGUGAGCCCGCGCGGGUCCUCCGGUUCGUACUUCGAGGCGCACUUGCGGAUCACCGGGUAGGAGCGGAUCGACCGUAAGAUGGGAUGAUCCUUCAGCUCCUCGCUCGCCUCUCCGUCCGCCAUCGCCAGGAGCGUCGCGACGGGCAGAUGGUUCGGUGACGGCGUCCGUGCGGUGGCGCAGAGCUCCCCGAACAAGUUCUCAGCGUGGAUACGACCGAGAUCUCCCUGCCCACUAGUAGUCCCUUGGCUCACAAGCACAGUGCCCUGGGGCGUCUGGGGCGUGCGCGCCCGCGCCUCGACCACCGGCGGCGUGCCGCUGCGCGCCGCCGCGACCGCCGCGUCGAGGCGCUGCGCCUCGCGCGCGUCGAGGCGCCCGAGCGACGGCGGGUACGGUAU
Pelagomonas calceolata is the source of this 3614-nucleotide messenger RNA. The record is from the annotation of a GenBank genome assembly. Lineage: Eukaryota; Pelagophyceae; Pelagomonadales; Pelagomonadaceae.